Molecule: messenger RNA, 594 nt
Organism: Haemonchus placei
Lineage: Eukaryota; Metazoa; Nematoda; Chromadorea; Rhabditida; Trichostrongylidae
Source: the annotation of a GenBank genome assembly
AUGAUCUCUGGAGUGGAUUAUGCAAUUGACCUGGAUAGAAAUCGAGCCAGGGAAGUCAAGAACAGUCUCAACCUUUUCACCCUUGUGACAUGUAUUUUUGUCGCACUGGAAGGGUUGAUCUUCCACUCCAAGAUGUUCACCGUAAGACAGGCGAUUCCUACGCGAGUUUAUCUGAAGAUAGUGGUCAUCUUUUUUAUUGUAAAUCUGUGUAAUAAUUAUGCUAUAAAAUGUGAUAUUUAUUUUCCACUGUUUAUCAUAUUCAAAUCGGGUUCCUUAUUGGCCAACAUCAUACUUGGAUUCACAUUACGGAAUCACUUUUACACCAGGAAACAAAUAUCAUCCGUCAUUGCUGUAACCUGUGGUAUUGUUAUAUUUACCCUGGCCAGCUAUGAUCCAACGGCGUAUCCGAAGUCAUCAGAAUCUGUUCGAUUCUUCUCGAUUCAGCCUUUUUUUAUUGGCAUUUUCCUCCUCACUGCUGCGCUGAUGCUUAGCGCGUAUCUAGGAGUUUGCCAAGAGGAUAUGUAUAGAACCUAUGGUAAACAUGCCAAAGAAUCCAUGUUCAUGGUGGUGAGUAUCAUCCUUACUCCCUCGUAA